CUUCAUCCAGAAGCGUCCGAGUUCCUCCUCCAUCAGACGUUCAGCCCGUUCGGUCCAAUCCAGUCCGUGCGGGUCUGCAGAGACAGGGUGACUUGGCGCUCCCUGCGGUAUGGUUAUGUUAACUUUGUUAACGUCGCCGAUGGUAAGUGAACUCUCCAUUCUUCACCUUAACGUCUUGGUAAAAAAAAACAUUUUGAAUUUGUAAUUUACGGUCUGGUGCAUUUUUCUCUCUGAUGGUUUUUUCCUGUAAAUCAUCUUCAAACGAAGCUAUAUGAAGUGUGUCAUGUGAAUAAACUUGCCUUGUCUUGGCUCUUAUAAACUCUGUCUUUCAGCUGAGAGUGCCACGGACACCCUAAUGUGUCAGGAUCUUCUGGGCAGACCCAUGCGAAUCAUGUUCUCCCAGCGUGAUUCCACUCUGAGGACGACUGGGGUGGGGAACAUCUACAUCAAGGGUCUGGCCAGCAGCAUCGAUGGUGCCCGCCUUCAUGACACCUUCUCGCGUUUUGGGAAGAUCCUGUCGUGCAAGGUGGUCUGUGAUGCAAAUGGAUCCAAAGGUUAUGGAUUCGUCCACUUUGCCACCUUCGAAGCGGCAGAGGAGGCCAUCAAAGCGCUUGAUGGCAUGCUGUUGGACGACCAGCUAGUGUCCAUUUGCCACUUUAAAACCUUUGAGGAGCGUCAGGUUGAGCCAAAGGUUAUGGCUCAGGACAGCGGGAGGCACUACCCGGGGGUGAGUCUGUACGUGUCUAAUCUGCCCUAUAGCUUCAGUGAGCAGCAGCUGUCCAGAGCGUUCUCACCCUUCGGAAGCAUCAUCAGUGCCAAGCUGAUGAUGGAGGCAGGACGCAGCAGAGGGUUUGGAUUUGUCAGCUUCUCCACCCUCGAAGAUGCGACUACUGCUGCGUCGGUCAUGACCGGGCGCAUGGUUGCCGGCAGGGCGUUGCGGGUCACUCUGUCUCGUCACAAUGAGCAGAAGACCCAGGCUGAGAAGCAGGACAGCAGCAGUGAAUCACUUCAUGAAGAG
Molecule: messenger RNA, 1018 nt
Organism: Triplophysa rosa
Lineage: Eukaryota; Metazoa; Chordata; Actinopteri; Cypriniformes; Nemacheilidae
Product: polyadenylate-binding protein 1-like
Exons: 5
Cellular component (GO): cytosol
Molecular function (GO): mRNA binding
Source: RefSeq, a predicted model, not a curated record